This is a messenger RNA of Funneliformis mosseae, 1323 nucleotides long. Lineage: Eukaryota; Fungi; Glomeromycota; Glomeromycetes; Glomerales; Glomeraceae. The record is from the annotation of a GenBank genome assembly.
AUGGUAGAUAAUUCUCCCUUAAAAAUAAUAUCUGAAGAAAUAUCUAUAUCUUUAGCUAAUAAUGACAGCGAUAAUAAUUCUAGUAAUGUUAGAAAUCUAGAAGUUACCGAGAAUUUAACGGGACCUAAUAUUUGUAAGAUCAAUUCAACCAUCAGAUCUGAACUUGACAACACAGAAGAAGAAGAUUCGACUUUAAAACGUAAUGAAUGGUUUUGGGAUACAAAUUCGGAGCUGAUCUUUGCACAGGACGGUAAAACAAUAAUAGCAGUGGGUCAUGCUUCCGUUAAAUCAAUAGUCCCACUUGAACUUUUACGUCAUAUAUACCUUCCUCAGCAACCACAUGAUCGUAUAUUUGAUCCGACAACAAGAACCAUUUCAUAUCUUCAACCACGAUCAUAUCUACCUGUUAAAUCGUUACAACAAGACGAAAAGAAACGAAUUCUAGUAACUGGGGGUGCUGGUUUCGUUGGAUCUCAUUUGGUUGAUAGAUUGAUGUUAAUGGGACAUGAAGUUAUUGUACUUGAUAAUUUUUUUACCGGACGUAAAAAUAAUCUUGCCCACUGGAUUAGUCAUCCCAACUUCGAGUUAAUUCGUCAUGACGUGGUUGAUCCUUUUUUAAUUGAAGUAGAUCAAAUUUAUCAUUUGGCUUGUCCUGCAUCACCACCUCAUUAUCAAUAUAACCCUAUUAAAACUGUAAAGACUAGUGUAAUGGGCACGAUCAAUAUGUUGGAAGUGUACGGUGAUCCUGAAGAACACCCUCAAGCAGAAACAUAUUGGGGCCACGUCAAUCCAAUCGGACCAAGAGCAUGCUAUGACGAAGGAAAACGAGUUGCAGAGACUUUAACAUAUGCUUACAUGCAUCAAGACAAUGUUGAUGUUAGAGUUGCUCGUAUUUUUAACACUUUCGGUCCUCGUAUGAACGAAAACGAUGGUCGCGUAGUCAGUAAUUUCAUCAUGCAAGCUCUUAAAGGAGAGGAGCUCACCAUUUAUGGAGAUGGUCUUCAAACGCGUUCUUUUCAGUACGUACAUGACUUGGUAGAUGGCAUGAUUUUAUUGAUGAAUAGAGAUUAUAUGGAACCUGUUAAUUUGGGUAAUCCAGAUGAAUAUACAAUACGUGAAUUUGCUGAGCUUAUCCGUAGUGAGGUUAAUAGUUCCUGUAAGAUCAAGUCUUUACCCGCACCAACAGAUGAUCCUAAAAAACGGAGACCUGAUAUUUCAAGAGCAGAACAAAUUCUUGGAUGGAAACCUAGAUGGCCAGUAAAACAGGGUAUAGGAGAAACUGUCAAAUAUUUUCAAAGGCAAAUGGAGGCGGGUCUUAUAUAA